Molecule: messenger RNA, 4401 nt
Organism: Cyclospora cayetanensis
Lineage: Eukaryota; Apicomplexa; Conoidasida; Eucoccidiorida; Eimeriidae
Product: polyglutamine-repeat protein pqn-41-like
Exons: 6
Coding region: 1-4401 (1466 amino acids)
Biological process (GO): regulation of transcription by RNA polymerase II
Cellular component (GO): nucleus
Molecular function (GO): transcription cis-regulatory region binding; DNA-binding transcription factor activity
Source: RefSeq, a predicted model, not a curated record
AUGCAGCAGAAACAUUCGCUUGAUGGGCUGACUGUAGGCCCAGGAGCCGCAGCGGCAACGGAAGUGCCCUCAGUGGCACAGACAUCAGCCUGCAUCGAGGUCGGAGUAGCUUCAACAGCGACGCCUGAAGAGUCUCCCGCAGCAUCGGCAGCAGCACCGUUUGCUGCUGCUGGCGCUGCUGGCGCUGCUCCCGAAGUAGCUUUUCCCCCAGCCGUAACUGCGUCUUGCCCAGAGGCUGCCGCAGCACCUGUCUCAACUGCACCUGCAUCGUCAGCGGGAGCAGAGUCUGCUCCUGUCUUCGCUGCUGCCGCAUCCCCGUCGAGCACCUGGGAGAAGGAGCCAGCAGCUUCCAGCAGCAACAGCCGCAGCUGCGGCUCCCAAGGGGCAGCAACAGCGAGGAAGACUGUGGGGGGUGUGCGGUACAGUAGCAGCAGCGGGGCAUGGUGUUGCUGCUGGCUAGACGCAGCAAAUAAACACAAGUACAAAUACUUCCGCGUUCGAGACUUCGGGGAUGAACAGGCUCGUGUACUAGCUGAAAAGUAUUGGAGCCAUAAGAUCGCGGGUGGGGAUGCCGAGCAACACCAGCAACAGCAGCAACACCAGCAGCAGCAGCAGCAGCAACACCAGCAGCAACAGCAGCAACAACAGCAGCAACAGCAGCACCACGUUGAGAGCGAAUCCCCCGCCUCAGAUUCUGCAUGUGCUCCUGGCGUUGUUGCAGCUGCCGCCACAGAUACUGCUUCCAAUCCAGCAGCUGCAACAGCGAGCAUUAUUCCACCCACCGCUGCAGCAACAGCAGCAGCGACUGCUGCUGCUCCCCCUGGCGAUGGAGACAUUCCAGAAGGCGUCUACUUUAGAGGCUCAGGAUCUCAAGCCUCAUGGAUUUGCCGCUGGUCGUCGGGAGGCAGGAAAUACAGCCGAAGCUUUGCUGUAUCCAAGUAUGGUCCAGCCUUGGCUAGGGAACUAGCCUUACGCUUUCGGCAGCAGCUGAAGGAUACUGAGGGAGGGAGCGACAACCCCACCAAGACUAACAGCAACACCAGCAGCGCCUCGGCAGCUGCCGCAGCAGCAGUGGCAGCAACCCCUGACACAGAAGUUCUCUUCGUCUUGGAUGUGGAGGACGGAGACGCGACUGCUUCUGCCCCUGCUGCAGUCAGCAGCAGCACAAGCAGCAGCAGCACGAGCAGUUGUGGCUUGCGGUUCGAUUCGGAAGGUGUGAGGUGGAUUUGCUGGUGGCGAUUUGGCGCGGCAGCUGCUGCGGCUGCGUUUGUUGUUGGGCGCUAUCCGUUCGCUGUUGCCAAGCAAAAGGCUGCCGCUGUCUUCCAGUCGAGGGUACUGGAGCUGCAGCUGACCAGCGGCUGCAGCGGCAGUAUCCACAUGAAGAAGCUGCCUCCCGCUGGCGCUGCUGCUGCACUUGCAGCCGCGGCUGCUGCUCAGGCUGCAGAGGAGGGGCAGCUGCAUUACCAGCAACGCGAGUCUUCGACUCCCGACGAGACUCCCAGAGCGAGUCCAACCAGUUUUAGAGGCUUAUUCAAAUCCUCAGCAGCAGCAGACGCAGCGGGAGCUGCUGCUGCCGCACCAGCGUUAGGCACUGCAGCAGCAGCAGCAUUGGCAGCGAAAGCGGCAUUGGCAGCGACGGCAGCAUUCGCACCAACGGCACCAAAAUUACCCGCCGAACUGCCAGCCUUUCUUCAGCACCUGCCUCAGGCAUUUGUUGCGGAAGUGGUAGCGACUGCGGCUGGGGGUGCUUUUGAAGCGUUUCCUCGUCCUUCUGCUGCAACAGACGCAGCGGCAGGCGCUGCUUCUGCAGCCCCUCUUUACAGCCUCUGGGGAGCUCCAGUGCCGCUGACAUCCUUAGAUCCUGCAAAUGCAGUAGCAGCGGCAGAAGCUGCCGAGGCUGUUGGUGUGCGUGGCUGCGUCUUAUUUGAAUGCUGUGGCAACAGCGCGGCUGGUAGCAGCAGCAGGGGGAAGUGGGUAGCUAGCUGGAUCUCUGAAGGCUUUACUCGCAGGAGAGCUUUCCCCGUUGUUGCGAGGAGUGCCUCUGUCGGCUGGCGGGUGGCGUCGGAAGCAGCGCAACAGAUGGCUCAGAUUUGGCUACAAUUGAUUCUCUGUAAAGCAGCAGCAGCAGCAGAAGUUAAGGAGGAUCCUCCAUCUGCUUCGCCAUCGCAGGCGCAUUCGCAGAAAGCCGACGCGACGCUACCAGAACAAACAGCAAAGGGGGGAAGUCUCCGGAAGACUGAAGAAGUCACAGCACCAAAAAUAGAAGCGGCAACGCGAGCAGAGGAGUCGCAGCAUGCAGUGCAGCAGUAUUUGAGUUGCUGCAGCACACGUCCUGGACUGUCUUUUCUGAUUGAGAAGGGCAUGUGGGUAGUGGAUACUCGUUCGAAGGCUUUUCCUGCCGCGCCAUCAACGGCGGCUGCUGCUGGAGAUCCCACUACUGCCUGCGGAAGCAACGCCUUGACCUUUUCCGUGCAGGAGCUGGGGUGGCAUGAGGCUCGCUCUGCUGCUGUGCGGUGUUACGAUGAUCUUGCAGCAGCAGCAGCUGCAGUCGGUUCUGGCCCUGCAAGCAGCUGGAUGUACAGCACGAUGUCUGCGCCUGCCUGCGGAGGUGCAUCCAGUGGCUCACUGGCAGCAGCCGCUGCCGCAGCACGUGUGGCGUCGGCAGAAGCUGCGGCAAGCACAGCCGCACCAGUGAAUGCAGCCGCAGCACCCGUUAUCGCAGGAGGGGGAAAGCAGCAGAGAGGGGCUUUACGGCAGCAGCAGCAGCAGCCGCCAGCCGUAGAAGAACUGCUUGCUGCAGUGCAGCGCGCCUCCGUUCCAUGCGAUGCCUCAACAGCAGCAGCAGCUGCUGCUGCAGUGGGAGCCAAGCGUCAGCAGCAGCAAGCUCCUGCUCACGAGCGUCUUCUCCUCGGUGGCGGCUGCAACAACGCCUCCAAAAGUGGUGGUUGGACUGCCUAUCACCUCUUUCGACCCCAUCUCCGCUUUAGCCGCAGCACGGCAGCAGAUGCCUUCAGGGGUGGUGCCUGGCGAUUGGAGUGGUUGCAGCCUCUCACGCAGGAUGAAAAACAGCAAAUGCAGCGACAGGAGGAGCAACAGCAAGGCCUUGUAAUGCUGCAGCAGAUGAGCUGGCCAGUGUAUAUCCAGCAAGUCGGCGCUCAGGCUGCGCUCCUGCUGGUGCUGUAUCUGAAGCAGCACAUUGAAGCAGCAGCCGCCGCUGCAGAGGCAACGCCAGAGGAACUGCUGCAGCAAGUGCACCAGCUGCUUCUGCAAGCAGUUGCAAUCCAGCAAGAUUGCAUACGCUGCAAGGGUAGCCGGAGGCCGCUCCCGCAGCAACUGCAGCAGCUAGAAAAAGAGUUACCUCCCGAUACACUGCAAGCUGCCCAGGCGCUUCGGGAUACCAGCGGCAGAAGAAGGCAAACGGGUCCAAAACCUACUGCGGCUGCUCCUCCUCCUGCUGCUGCUGCUGCUGCUGCAGUUCCUGCUGCUGCUGCUGCUGCUGCAGUUCCUGCUGCUGCUGCUGCUGUUGCAGUUCCUGCUGCUGCUGCUACUGCGGCAGUUCCUGCUGCUGCUGCUACUGCUGCAGUUCCUGCUGCUGCUGCUACUGCUACUGCGGCAGUUCCUGCUGCUGCUGCUACUGCGGCAGUUCCUGCUGCUGCUGCUGUUGCGGCAGUGCAAGUGGAUGCUGCCACCCUGGCACUGCAUCAGAGGCUUUUGCUCCUGCAGCGGCAACUGUUGCUGCAGCGGCAGACGCUGUCAAUGCACCAGCAGCUGUCGCCCGACCAAGUGCAGCAGCUGUUGCAUGCGCGGCGGUUAGCCGAACCCGCUCAACAACAGCAGCAGCUUAUUCUUCAGCAGCAACUGUUACAGCUCCAUUUGCAGCAGCAGACGCAGCAGUUGCUACUGCGACAAGAGCACCAGCAAAGAAAGAAGGCGAGAAUCGAUGUUCCCCCAACCCUACAGGCAGUACCACCACAAGCAGCAGCAAUCCCUAGGAAGUAUCCCGAAGGGCUAGUGACAAAAUACGGUGCACUAGCACGAGUGGCAGCAACGGCAUCCGCGGGCACCGCCAUGGGUGUACUUGUCGAUAGGGACUGCUCCCGUGUGAAAAAUUGGCGGUUAGAUGGAAAGACACCUGUUCAACAGCAAGAACAAUUCCAGGGAGGGAAACAGGUUCUGCGGCCAGGAUAUGCCUCAGUCCGUGGUUGUGGCUGGAACUGCAGCCGCUGCCACAGUGCUUGUGCGGCAAAAACCAGCCCUGCAAAAGCCGCCUGUUCGUUCACUGUAUGCAUAAACCGAGGUGGCAGCAACCAGAGAGAUAUCUCUCAUCGCACUUCUCACUGUACGUCCGCGCAUCAAGUUCAAGAUGGGGAGGCCCCCAAAGAAGAGGCUGUGUGCUUGUAG